UCUCAAGCCCAUUUGGGGCAUUUCACAUUCAUUGUUCGUUGGAGAGAUCUUUUCAGAGCCGGCCCCCCUCCGUUGACCGGCGACUCCGGUCGCCUGCAUCCCACCAUUUAUAAAUCUGCCUCUGUUUCCCAUACACGGAGAGCUUACGUGGAUCGACAAUGGCCUCGGCGGAGUCGUUGAAGAGUUCGGGAACUGCCCGAGGAGAAGUUGGAGGCGGAGGAAGACUGGAGGACAUCAUGGAUUCGGAGAAGAUUGAGGAGAACGGUAGUGAGAAGACCGUCACCGUUCUGGACCAGACCAAGAAGAAGAAGAAUAAGAAGAAGAGGAGGAGUUCCUUCUUGCCGAAAUUUGGAUGUCUCAGAUCGGACGGCGAUGGGAGGUUCGAUAUGGAGUCCGCUUCCGCCGGAACGGUUCGAUCGCCGACUCACCUUGUUGUUACGGUCAAUGGAAUCAUUGGCAGUGCUCAAAAUUGGAGAUUUGCUGCAAAACAGUUUCUGAAGCAGUAUCCUCGAGAUGUUGUUGUUCACUGUAGCGAAUGUAAUUAUGGGCAUUUGACAUUUCAUGGUGUUGAUGUAAUGGGAAACAGAUUAGCAGAUGAGGUAAUAUCUGUUGUAAGGCGUUAUCCAGAUCUUGUAAAGAUAUCUUUUAUAGGCCACUCACUGGGUGGCCUAGUAGCAAGAUAUGCCAUUGCUAAGCUGUAUGGAAAAGUUAUCACUCAGAAACCUUCCCAAGAAAAUGGAGAAAGUAGAAGUAAUGGUCCCAAAGAUCCAGCUCCAGAAGAGAAAUUUAAAGGCCAAAUUGCUGGUUUGGAGCCUGUGAAUUUUAUAACUUCCGCAACACCACAUCUCGGUUCAAGGGGGCAUAAACAGGCCCCCGUACUUUGUGGCUUUUACAACCUGGAGAAGGCAGCGUCCAGUGCAUCAUGGAUGCUUGGAAGAACUGGGAAACAUUUAUUUUUAAGGGAUGGUGCUAAAGAAAAACCUCCUCUUCUACUUCAGAUGGUCAACGAUAGUGACAACCUUCCAUUUAUAUCUGCUUUAGGGUCCUUUAGGCGUCGUGUUGCCUAUGCUAAUGCACGUUUUGACCAUCUUGUUGGAUGGAGUACAUCAUCAUUGCGGCAUCGAAGUGAGCUCCCAAAGCGCCAAAAUCUUACAAGAAGUGAGAAAUAUCCACAUAUAAUUAAUGUGGAGCCAGCAAAAUCUGCACACGCUCAAGAUGGAACCUCAGUAGAGACCAAAGGCAACAGAAGUAAGACCGCUGAUAUGGAAGAGGCAAUGCUCAGGGGUCUCACAAAAGUCAGCUGGGAAAGGGUUGAUGUAGACUUCAGAGGGACCGCACAACGAUUUUUGGCACACAGUACCAUUCAGGUUAAAACCUACUGGUUGAAUUCUGAUGGAACUGAUGUUAUUCAGCACAUGGUUGAUAAUUUUUUGUUGUGAAGUUGUCCCGCUGGCAUCUGCUCAAGCAGCGAUCUAUUUUUUGUCAUCUGUUGUGGAAAUAGAAGUAUGUAACCUUCAACAAUUUCAUUCAUUUUUAAGCAUAGGUGCGUAUAGGCUUAAGAAAAUAGUGGAGGGUGUGUCAUGUGGUGUGGCUUCCCCUUAGCCUCAGAUAUAGAGAGGAGACUGAGAAGCAAGCAGAUAUUGUGCCCAUCUGACUCUCUUUAGAAUAAAUAAGAAGAAUCAUAGCUUUAUUGUAUUA
Messenger RNA from Diospyros lotus (date-plum), 1698 nucleotides. Its product is annotated as putative lipase ROG1. The coding region runs from base 159 to 1439 and encodes 426 amino acids. NCBI's taxonomy places the organism in Eukaryota, Viridiplantae, Streptophyta, Magnoliopsida, Ericales, Ebenaceae. The record is from RefSeq and is a predicted model, not a curated record. The transcript has 10 exons.